Messenger RNA from Sitodiplosis mosellana (orange wheat blossom midge), 2145 nucleotides. RefSeq names its product elongation of very long chain fatty acids protein AAEL008004. The record is from RefSeq and is a predicted model, not a curated record. The transcript has 8 exons. Lineage: Eukaryota; Metazoa; Arthropoda; Insecta; Diptera; Cecidomyiidae. The coding region runs from base 1226 to 2086 and encodes 286 amino acids. Gene Ontology annotation, cellular component: endoplasmic reticulum membrane. Gene Ontology annotation, molecular function: fatty acid elongase activity. Gene Ontology annotation, biological process: fatty acid elongation, saturated fatty acid; sphingolipid biosynthetic process; fatty acid elongation, monounsaturated fatty acid.
ACACAAAUCUGUGAUAAGUUCACUACACGCAAAGGCAACAACAGCAACGAAAAAAAAAUUGUUUCUUUUUGGAAAAAAUAUAUAUGUGUGUAUUUUAUAUAUAUACAAAAAAAAACGCGUCGAUGAACAGAAAAAAAAUUGCGAAAAGUGGUUAUACCGUGGUUGGUAUUAAUGGUGAAAACAAGUAUACAGCUGAAAUUUGGCAAACGAGUUUAACGCAGCGAGCAAAAUUGAGCAGAACUAACAACAAUAACAGCACAACACACAACACUGAAGUCGAUUGGAGUGCUUCGUUCGUGGAUUUUCCUGAAAAGUGAUUCCGAGAGUGUGUAGCAUCGUCAUUAACUGAACAUACGUUGAAGCUGACAGACUCAUUCAACGCAUACUGUGACACACACAGCCGUAACAUUUGUUGUUAUUAUUAUUUGUUUUUUAAUCGCGCGCGCGUCUUAUAUCAAUUGAAUUGUUUUCUAUCACAUUGAACGAUACGGAUUUUCCAACCGAUAGAAAGAAAAAGAAUUUAAUUGUGACAAAGAUAUUGUGUCAUGUGCUCAGUGCAUCUGAUAAACACUGUCGUAGAAUUAUAUACUUAUUUUUCAGCAGCUUUUUGUUUUCCGGUGUUCGGUAGCAUUGUUUAGAAUUGUUGUUGUUUUUUUUUAAUAUUAUUUUUCGUUUCCACUUUGAGUGUUUGCUAUACAACCGAUUCAAUCCUAAUUCUGUUUAGAUUGAUUCAAUAUGAAACAGUACUUGCUGGUUGACAACGCAAAACAGUUCAGUGCAUCAGAAUCCAACUAAAGAAACGGUUGGAAAAUAAUGUGCACAAUUAUUUACAACAUAAUUUAUUGCGAAUUACACGAGUUGAAAUUCAUUUUAUGUAAAAAAAAAUCGGUCUUGUAAACAAUAUAAGCGAUAAAAAUCAAAAAAAAAAAAAAAAAAACAAAGUAAAAUCAAAAGGAUAAAUCAAAAGUUUUUUUUUAUGUGCCAAAAAGUUCAACGCAAUUCACUUACAAAUCAAGUUCGGCUAGAAUACGGAAACCAUUUGUGAACGUUCGGGUUUGGUUCAAGAAACAAACAAAGAAACAAAAAAAACGAAAAUAGUGUUUGAAUACGCGGUAAAUUGUGUGUGUCUUUGGGAAGAAAAAAAGAAGACAAACGAAUUAAUUUUACAAUUCACAUCGAUUACUAGUUGCAAUAAGGAUAUUUCUACCAUACAAAAAGCAUUCAAAUGGCGUCCGGAUUCGUGAAAAUUGCCAUGGAUGAGUUUUACUCACACAAUCCCAACAACCUAACCGGAUUGGUUCAACGGUAUUGGACGAUGGUCGAAGACGAUGUUGCAGAUCCAAGAGCGAAAAAUUAUAUGUUCAUGAACAAUCCACUGCCAACCCUUGGAAUGUGCGCCACAUAUUUAGCAUGGGUUUUGAUCAUCGGCCCCAUUUAUAUGCGAGAUAGAAAACCAAUGGAUAUUAAAAAUCUUAUUAUAUUCUAUAAUGCAUUCCAAGUAGCUUUAAGUGCAUACAUGUUCUACGAGCAUCUAGCGGCUGGCUGGUGGAGAGAUUACAGUUUGAGCUGUCAACCCGUGGAUUAUAGUGAUUCAUAUCAGUCUCGAAGGAUGUUAAACUUGUGCUAUGUGUAUUAUUUGUCAAAAUUGACCGAAUUCGCGGACACAAUUUUCUUUGUACUGAAAAAGAAGAAGUCGCAGAUGACCUGGUUACAUUUGUACCAUCACUCAUUGACCCCACUUGAAGCAUGGAUCUUAGUCAAAUUUUUGUCAGGUGGAAAUGCAACAUUCCCGAACAUUUUGAAUAACUUCGUUCACAUCUGUAUGUACAGCUAUUAUAUGCUAUCAGCAAUGGGUCCGCAGUUCCAGAGAUUCCUCUGGUGGAAGCGGUACCUUACAGAAAUUCAAAUCGCUCAGUUCAUCUUGUGCAUCGCACAUACAAUUCGGGCUUUGUGCACUGACUGCGGUUUCCCGUCAUUCGUAUCGGCAUUACUCUUACUGAACGCUUCCAUAUUCUUCGUGCUAUUUAUGAACUUUUAUAUUCAAACAUAUAAAAAACAAUCGACGCUAGAAAAAAAGAUUGACUGAACAUUUAUGAUUAUAAUGUAAUUUGAUUUAUGAUAUUUAUAAUUAUAAAAAAAAAAAUU